CAGCCCUCCUCCCUCCUGGAGGGCACUCCUCCUCGGCUCUCCCCUCCGCCCCUUUCCCCGUAGGCAUCCCGCCCGCCCGCACUGCCGCCCUCCGGCCCCUGCACUCUGCUGGGUCUCUCCCCACCCCCAGGCUCCCCGGCUGCUCUCAUCAGGCGGUCGCCCGCGCUCGGUGGAUGUGGCUGGCAGCCGCCGCCCCCUCCCUCGCUCGCCGCCUGCUCUUCCUCGGCCCUCCGCCUCCUCCCCUCCUCCUUCUCCUCAGCCGCUCCUCUCGCCACCACCGCCGCCUCCACAGCCUGGGCCUCGCCGCGAUGCCGGAGAAGAGGCCCUUCGAGCGGCUGCCCGCCGAUGUGUCUCCUAUCAACUACAGCCUCUGCCUCAAGCCCGACUUGCUGGACUUCACCUUCGAGGGCAAGCUGGAGGCCGCCGCCCAGGUGAGGCAGGCAACCAAUCAGAUUGUGAUGAAUUGUGCUGAUAUUGACAUUAUUACAGCUUCAUAUGCACCAGAAGGAGAUGAAGAAAUACAUGCUACAGGAUUUAACUACCAGAAUGAAGAUGAAAAAGUCACCUUGUCAUUUCCUAGUACGCUCCAAACAGGUACAGGAACCUUAAAGAUAGAUUUUGUUGGCGAACUGAAUGACAAAAUGAAAGGUUUCUAUAGAAGUAAAUAUACUACCCCUACUGGAGAGGUACGCUAUGCUGCUGUAACACAGUUUGAGGCUACUGAUGCCCGGAGGGCUUUUCCUUGCUGGGAUGAGCCUGCCAUCAAAGCAACUUUUGACAUUUCACUGGUUGUUCCUAAAGACCGAGUGGCUUUAUCAAACAUGAAUGUAAUUGACCGGAAACCAUAUCCUGAUGAUGAAAAUUUAGUGGAAGUGAAGUUUGCCCGCACACCUGUUAUGUCUACAUAUCUGGUGGCAUUUGUUGUGGGUGAAUAUGACUUUGUAGAAACAAGGUCAAAAGAUGGUGUAUGUGUCCGUGUUUACACCCCUGUUGGCAAAGCAGAGCAAGGAAAAUUUGCGUUAGAGGUUGCUUCUAAAACCUUGCCUUUUUAUAAAGACUACUUCAAUGUUCCUUAUCCUCUACCUAAAAUUGAUCUCAUUGCUAUUGCUGACUUUGCAGCUGGUGCCAUGGAGAACUGGGGCCUUGUUACUUAUAGGGAGACUGCAUUACUUAUUGAUCCAAAAAAUUCCUGUUCUUCAUCACGCCAGUGGGUUGCUCGGGACAUGAAACAUGAACUCGCCCAUCAGUGGUUUGGAAAUCUUGUUACUAUGGAAUGGUGGACUCAUCUCUGGUUGAAUGAAGGCUUCGCAUCCUGGAUUGAGUAUCUGUGUGUAGAUCACUGCUUUCCAGAGUAUGAUAUCUGGACUCAGUUUGUUUCUGCAGAUUAUACCCGUGCCCAGGAACUUGACGCCUUAGAUAACAGCCAUCCUAUUGAAGUCAGUGUGGGCCAUCCAUCUGAGGUUGAUGAGAUAUUUGAUGCUAUAUCGUAUAGCAAAGGUGCAUCUGUUAUCCGAAUGCUACAUGACUACAUUGGUGAUAAGGACUUCAAGAAAGGAAUGAACAUGUAUCUAACCAAGUUCCAACAAAAGAAUGCAGCCACAGGUAAUCAUUGCAUUUUUUUUUCUUCCUCUCUGUUUUUGUGAUGCCUGAGAUAAAGC
Messenger RNA from Nannospalax galili (Upper Galilee mountains blind mole rat), 1658 nucleotides. Its product is annotated as puromycin-sensitive aminopeptidase-like protein. Gene Ontology annotation, biological process: proteolysis; peptide catabolic process. Gene Ontology annotation, molecular function: metalloaminopeptidase activity; peptide binding; zinc ion binding. The record is from RefSeq and is a predicted model, not a curated record. The transcript is spliced from 12 exons. Lineage: Eukaryota; Metazoa; Chordata; Mammalia; Rodentia; Spalacidae. Gene Ontology annotation, cellular component: cytoplasm. Bases 174 to 1643 code for a protein of 489 amino acids.